Messenger RNA from Vitis vinifera (wine grape), 483 nucleotides. Its product is annotated as (13S,14R)-1,13-dihydroxy-N-methylcanadine 13-O-acetyltransferase AT1-like. The transcript has a single exon. The record is from RefSeq and is a predicted model, not a curated record. The coding region runs from base 1 to 483 and encodes 160 amino acids. NCBI's taxonomy places the organism in Eukaryota, Viridiplantae, Streptophyta, Magnoliopsida, Vitales, Vitaceae.
AUGGAAAUCAUGAAACCGGAGAUAAUAUCCAGACAAACCAUCAAACCCUCCUCUCCCACCCCAGAUUCCAAAAAAAAUUACAAGUUCUCCGUAUUAGAUCAACUCACUCCUGAUCGCCUUUAUGGGGGUGUCAUCCUCUUCUACCAGAACAAGGAAGGGGAUAACUCAGUUGAUGUCGCCCAUAUAUCAAGUGUGCUCAAGAAAUCCCUAUCUGAAACCCUAACACAUUACUAUCCACUAGCUGGAAGGAUCAAAGAUGGAGUUACGGUUGAGUGCAACGAUGAGGGAGCCUAUUUUUCCGAAGCCCGAGUUGACUGCCACCUGGAAGGAUUUCUAAAACAUCCGGAGGCUCGGGAUGAUGUAGACCUGAUUGUGCCAGGGGAAAUCCAAUCGAACAGCUCGGACAUGGGCAAUUAUUCAGAUCACCUUUUUCAGCUGUGGAGGAAUUGCGAUUGGGCUGCGUUGGGUACGCAAGGUUGCUGA